This is a messenger RNA of Humulus lupulus (European hop), 3678 nucleotides long. RefSeq lists its product as uncharacterized. Gene Ontology annotation, cellular component: nucleus. The record is from RefSeq and is a predicted model, not a curated record. NCBI's taxonomy places the organism in Eukaryota, Viridiplantae, Streptophyta, Magnoliopsida, Rosales, Cannabaceae. Bases 251 to 3115 code for a protein of 954 amino acids. The transcript is spliced from 4 exons. Gene Ontology annotation, molecular function: transcription corepressor activity.
AGAGUUGAGAGUCUCCCCGUAUGUGCCUCUUUAUGUACUAAAACACUUGUAGACACAACACACUAUUUUCUCUCCUCAUUCAGCCCUCUCUCCACGCUAAAAUUCCAAAAACAGAGAUUUUUCUUAUUCCUUCUUAGUAAUCCUACUCCUUCACUCCAUUAAUUCAUUCUUAUCUACCCAUGAAAGCUCAACUCUGCUAAACAAAAGGCUUUGUUUUUCACGUGGCUUUUUGACAUUUUCAAGCUCUAUAAUGGAGGUGGAGUCAGUUGAGCUGGAUCACAAUGGUAAUUGCAUUAGAGAGACAUCCAUUGAGAGUUUAAUUUCUCCAUGUUCUCCUGAUCCAAGCAAUAUAUUUGGAGAUCCAGUAUUGAAUCCUCGAGUUGGUGAAGACUACCAAGUCACUGUUCCUCACAUGAUAGCAAAAUCUGAGUGUCUUAAGCUGUUGGCUAACCCUAUUGAUUUGGAAACUUCCAAUAUUUCUUAUUCCUUUCUAGUGGGCUUACCUGUCCCACUUACAUGGUUCCAUAAUGAGGAUGAAGGGUUAGGAUCUAUAACAAACUCUGACAACACAGUCGAUGCAAACAAGUCUCUUGAAACUAGAAAUGGAAAAAAUGACCGGACUUGCGUAAGGAAGAAAAGUUCAGAACUCAAUGUUGAAUCCUUGGGAAUUGGGUUGGAACAUAGAGAAGCAAAACCAGAAAAAUUGGACCCCAUGUUGAAUGGAAACAACAGCUGCUAUCCAAUUCCAAGUUUACCAAGUGACUCUUGGAGUAAUUCUGAAGUGGAUAGUUUUCUUCUUGGUUUAUAUAUAUUUGGAAAGAAUUUUUUUCAGAUUAAAAGAUUCAUGGGCAACAAAGACAUGGGGGAAAUUCUGUCAUUUUACUAUGGGAAGUUCUACAGGUCUGAUGCAUACCGGAGAUGGUCAGAUAGCCGGAAGAUUAAAAGAAAAAAAUGUGUAACUGGACGAAAAAUAUUUACUGGAUGGAGGCAACAGGAGUUGUUAUCUCGAUUAUCUCCACAUGUCCCAGAGGACUCUCAAAAUUCCUUACUUGAGGGCUACAAGUCAUUUGCCGAGGGGAGAAUUUCAUUAGAAGAAUAUGUCUCCACUUUAAAGUCUAGUGUCAGUAUUCCCAUACUUGUGGAAGCAGUAAGAAUUGGUAAAGGUAAAGAAGAUCUCACAGGCUUUGCAAUGGAUCCUGGAAAGAGCAAUCAUGAUGUUUUAGUUUGUCCCCUCUUACCAACUGGUCAGGCUUGUUCAUCCCUCACAUCAGAUGACAUAGUGAACUUUUUGACUGGUGGUUUUCGGUUGAGCAAAGCUCGUUGCAAUGAUAUCUUCUGGGAAGCUGUUUGGCCUCGUUUGCUCGCAAAAGGAUGGCACUCUGAGCAACCAAAAAAUCAGGGCUAUCUCAGCUCUAAACACUAUCUUGUUUUUCUUAUGCCAGGAAUACAAAAAUUCUCAAGAAGGAGACUUGUAAAAGGAGAACACUACUUUGAUUCUGUUAGUGAUGUCCUGAAUAAAGUAGCGUCUGAACCAAAACUUCUUGAGCUAGAAGCUGAAGAAUCUUCUGUUGUAGGCCAAAAUGACCAAGAUGCAUCAGACCAGGACGACCCUUCUGAUUCUCAACGACAUUGCUACCUUAAACCCAGAGUCUCUACUUGUACCUCAACCCAGAUGAAGUUUACUGUUGUGGAUACCAGCUUGAUUUAUGGAGGAAAAUCAUCAAGUAUAAGAGAACUUAGACAUUUACCUGUUGAAUUUGAAAGAGCUGCAAAAGAGACUCAUUAUUCGAUGGAAAAUGAAAGGGAUUCUGAGGGUGAUCUAGAUGAAUUUGAGACUGUUGAGAAGCUCUUCCAUAGUGAAAAGGCCAAACACAACAAGGGUAGAUCUGACAGUGAUGGUCCAAAUUGUAUGAAGUUCACUGUUGUUGAUACAAGUCUAGUACAUGGAGGAAAAUCUUCAAAAGUGAGAGAACUGAGAUACUCACCAAUGUUAGUUAAAAGUGCUUCUGAGUUGACUGGUCUUUUAAGAAAAUCUGGAACCGUUGAGGAUUCAUCAGGCAGACAAGAAAAAGAUGUUACUGAUAUUUCAUCUAAAGGUAAAAAGAAAAUUCAAAAAUCCAAUCUCCAAAAGAAUUUGCAUGAUAGUAAAAAUCAAGUGGCAACCAAAAACCACUCAGAUACUACAAAUAAAAUGGGGACACAAGUGGAUCAGAACUCUGGGAUAUCUGGUGAGAAGCAUUUGAAGAAGACUGUUUUGCAUCAAUUUAAACGAAGAUCAAAAUCUGGGCAUUCAGAUUAUGUAGUUCCUCUCAUCAAAAGACGGAGAUUGACUGCCUGCGCAAAGGCAAAGACGCCUGACCUCUCUCAAAAUGGCUCCCUAGGCUUAGGGUCAAAACAAAUGGAACUCCAAAGGACAACAAAGUCACGUGAAACUAUCAAGAAUAUCACUUUUCACGUCCGCCCUCCUCGUGAAAAGGAAUCCUCUGUUACCUAUCUGGCUGAAAGCAAACCACUUGAAGAUGUUAAGUCGAAAGUUUUGAGAGAGAAUUGUUUUGACAAGCACAGCUCAGAAGGAAUAAGUAAGAAACAUCAAGCUGAAGCAUCAAAUAAUGCACACCCACCUCAGGGUGGUAUGCUAGACUCCAAAAACCAUGAAAUGUUAAUUGAGGAGAACGACGACACCAAGAGAGUGAAUAUGAAUGGUAAUUGCUCUCCUUCUAAAGAAAAAGAGCUUGUUUAUGAGACAUUGAAAACUACUGAUGUGAGUACAUCUGAGGAGAACCCUACCAUGAACAGGAGGCAAAGCAAGAGGAACCGGCCAUUGACUGCUAGAGCAUUAGAGGCCCUUGCAAAUGGGUUCUUAAAUGUUCAGAGGAGGCCAAAAAGUACAGACAUUCUCUCAGGAGGAGAAAAUCCCUUUUCAAGUCCUUGCCGCAAAGCACGUAGCAAAGUCAAAGCUACUCCAACUCCAAGUCAUGGUGAUCCUCUUGCUGGGAUUGUGGCAGCAGGAAAUGACAAAGAAGUGGAUGGAGCUUGUGAUGACAAGAAACAUAAACAUAUGAUUAGCAAACCACUCGAUCAAGUUGAAGAAGAGAAGCGGCUCUCUAACCAUUAGAACUUUGCAGAGGUUUUCGAUCGUCUUAAGUUUUGUUUUUGACAGAAUUAUUUGAUGAAAUGCUGAAGUUUCCUCCUUGUGCCUGAAAUUUUGAAUUUGCUGAGGCAAAACUGCAAAAGGCAUUUAGUGUCAAGUCCUUUAAUUAUGUUGGAUUUGUGACACUUUGAAGUUGGAGCAAAAGCAAGUUCCCAAAAUGGGAACUGAACCAGGCUGUUUAUAUUAAGAGAAUGGGGGGAUUUAGUUGUCCAACAAGGGCUAAUCAAUGAAAAGAGAAGCUAUGGAAGCACUGAAGAAUCCAUGUCAUCUGAGCUAUGGAAGAUUUGUUUCAAGAGUUAUGCUCUGAUCAAGUUUCGACUGUGUAAUUAUCAGUGACUUUCUGUAAUUACGUGUUCUAAUACGAUGUAAGUCUCUCCUGUUCUUAUCAUUCCUUUUGUAUUGAGACACAUUUUUAAAUUUUGUGUGAUAUUCUGAUAGCUUUUGGAGUAACUCAAACUGUCAAAGACUCCUUCCUUAUCAUGUUCCAUACAACAUAAUUUAGCUUCUAUUUCUUAGCUAUUCGGUCA